AUGCCACCUAAAAAGAAGCCACCCAAAACAAGAGAAGAAAUAUUAGAACAAAAACGAAUAGCUGAACAAUUGAGAUAUCAACGCCUUAAAAAUGACCCUCAAAAACUAGAAGAAAUGAAAGAAAAAGAAAGGCUGAAAUACCAAAAGAAGAAAGAAAAAGGGAGCAUAAAAUUGGUUAAGGAUAUGAGUCGUCGCGAGCAUAAGGCUGCUAAAAAGACUUGGAAAGAGCGCUGUACUAAAUAUCGUCAAAAAAAAAGGGCCAUGAAAGAAAUAACUAAUACUUUUGUCAGGGAAAAUACACCAGAUUCUACUACUGGCCCAACAUUAGAAUGUCCGGCGCCAUUAAGGUCGUCAGAAAAUGCAUUAGUUGAGACAAGAAAGAAACAGGCUAGAAAGCAACGUGCAAAGAUAUUGAAAGAUAAAGACAAUAAGAUUCAACAAUACAAACAGAAAUUGGAAAAAUAUAAGAAAAGAUUACAACGGUUGGAACAAAAACUUAAUAAAAACGGUAAAAAAGAUGAGACACCUAACACAAAACUAACACGAAUGUGUGUCACUCCAUCAACUCGCAAAGACGUUGUUAAGAAGGCACUUUUUGGGGAAGUAUUAAAUAAACAAUUAAAAGAAAACUAUGCAGGAUUACAAACACAAAAAGAGAAACAUAUUUUCGGAAAAGUUAUAUCAGGUGAAUUGGUUGAAAAAUAUAAGUUAUGGAGGAGCCAAGAAAGUGUGGUGUCCUAUAAGAGGCUUCAGAAAAUUAAAAAUCUAUCAUUAUUACCCACAACACGGACUCGACUACCACUUAUUGCAUCCGAACAUAUGAAGAUAGUACAAAAUUUUUAUGAAAAUGAUGAUAAUAGCAGAAUUGGUGCAGGAAAACGGGAAUGUGUAACCAAGAACAGAGUCAAAAAGCAAAAGAGAUACUUGCUAGAUACAUUGACCAAUUUGUACCAGAAAUUUAAGAGUAAUCACUCAGGUCUAAUCAGUUAUCAGACAUUCUGUCGUUUGCGUCCAUUCUGGGUGGUAACACCCAAAAUAAAUGAACGGGAUACAUGCCUUUGUAUCAGACACGCAAACAUUGAUAUGAAAUUAUCUGCCUUGUACUGCCGGAAGAUUUUGCGCUACGAUAAUCAUAAUAAAUUGCUUGAAAAAACUUGCUGUAAUCGUUAUGAUGAGCAAUGUUUAUCUCGGGAAUGUCAGCAUUGUUUCAAUAAGAAUCCUGAUUACCAAGAGUUUGAUGAUAGCAAGCCUAUAGUGUAUAAAAAAUGGAUAGCUGAGAAACAAGAUUACAAAGAUCCAAAGUUAAAUAAAGUACGAUCUAUAACAAAAUAUGUGAAAAAGAAAAUUACGGUUAGUCCUCGUGAAUUAAUACAAGAACUACACGAUGAACUGGAUGCGUAUUAUAACCACGAAAGAAACAUAUUUCAUCAGUACACAGCUAUCAAAGAGUUAAAAGAGAAUCUUAAUGAUAAUGAAGUUGUUAUACUCAUGGACUUUUCAGAAAAUUACUGUACCAAGUACAGUGAGGAGAUACAGGCCUAUCAUUUUGGAGGUUCUAGACUUCAGCUUAGCCUUCAUACCGUGGUAGUUUACACUAAAAAUGCCUUAAAAUCCUAUUGUACUGUUUCCCAAAAUACUACACACUCACCUGCUGCUAUUUGGGAACAUUUGAAGCCUAUUUUUAGAACUUUACCACCGCAUAUUACCGGCAUUCAUUUUGUGAGCGACGGACCCGUUACACAGUAUCGAAAUAAAACGAUGUUCCAUAUUCUGGCUUCGAGGCUACAUGUGGAGGUUCCAAAUGUAGAAAAGUUCUCCUGGAAUUUUUCAGAGAGUGGCCAUGGCAAGAGUGCCGCAGAUGGUAUUGGCGCCACGUGCAAAAGAUCUGCUGAUGCUGUCGUUGGCACCCUUAAAAUACAUCAGAUUAAGGGAAAGAUAUCACGCAGUCCUUUGGGUUUGCCACAAGGCACUGCCAAACUUAUAAUGAAGAGCUUAAGCUGCCCUUGUGAAGAAGAAUGCCAGCAUUUUAACCUAGGUGUUAUGAACUAUGAAGUGGCAAAACUUCACGUCGAGGAUUUCUACACAGACUCCGAUUCCGAAGACGAAAUCCCGCUAGCUCAAAUCCCACGGAAUAAUGACUGCAUUACACAGACUGUCCUUUUAAGACCGAUUGAAAAUACUAAGACUGAUCUUGAGAAUACUGCGGAGCCUAGUACAAGCGGCCUUCAGCAAACUUAUUAUAACAGUGGUGAUUAUGUUUUAGUUAAGUUUACUGUCGGGAACAGGGAAUAUCGUUAUGCUGCUGUUGUUAAUAAAGUAGAUGAUGAGGACGGCGAACUAACAGUGACUUUUCUGAAAAUUUGUGAUAACAAAGGUUACACGUUUAGAAUAGAUGAGAAUGAUAUGUUUGAUGUCGGUUUUGACCAAAUAUUGGAAAAGUUGCCUGUUCCGAACGUGACUGUUAAAGGAAGUAGAUUAUUUUAUAGUUUUCGAAAAUCAGUACAUGUCUUUGAGAAAUAA
Molecule: messenger RNA, 2520 nt
Organism: Danaus chrysippus (African queen)
Lineage: Eukaryota; Metazoa; Arthropoda; Insecta; Lepidoptera; Nymphalidae
Source: the annotation of a GenBank genome assembly